This is a messenger RNA of Gigantopelta aegis, 2277 nucleotides long. RefSeq lists its product as uncharacterized. The record is from RefSeq and is a predicted model, not a curated record. The transcript has 4 exons. Lineage: Eukaryota; Metazoa; Mollusca; Gastropoda; Neomphalida; Peltospiridae. The coding region runs from base 1 to 2277 and encodes 758 amino acids.
AUGGACUAUGUUACCUGGAUUUGCACGGCCACGAGGAGGAGGACAACUAGAACGCACGCUAUCGGGAACUUCAUACUGAUGGUGAUGUGCACCCAGACGACAGCGACGUCGACGUUUUAUAGCUGGCCGAGUGUUGAUGUUAACCGCCGCACGUGCUGCUGGCGACCAGGUGUCCGGAGUCAGGUUCUGACCACCUGUCCUGGGGGAGAGUGGCUUCACCAGUGUCGUGCGUCAUGUUACCUGCUGAUGUCAUCUGUGGCAGCUUUUGGUGUCUACAUAUCGCAACAUCUGAGAUACUCGAAACGAAGGAAGGAAAUGAGGGUGACGCUUGUUCACAUCGUACUAGAGAACAAUGUCUACUUAAGCAAAGUACAAUCGACAGAACGGAUUGUCCUGCACGCUCUGCAGACAUGGAGCCAAUCGAACAUGUGUGGAACACGCUACCGUGUGCAGUAUCAACUACCGUGUGCAGUAUCAACUACCGUGUGCAGUAUCGACUACUAUGUGCAGUAUCAACUACCGUGUGCAGUAUCAACUACGGUGUGCAGUAUCAACUACCGUGUGCAGCAUCGACUACGGUGUGACUACGGUGUACAGUAUCAACUACGGUGUACAGUAUCGACUACGGUGUACAGUAUCGACUACCGUGUGCAGUAUCAACUACGGUGUGCAGUAUCAACUACCGUGUGCAGUAUCGACUACGGUGUACAGUAUCGACUACGGUGUGCAGUAUCAACUACGGUGUGCAGUAUCGACUACGGUGUGCAGUAUCAACUACCGUGUGCAGUAUCAACUACCGUGUGCAGUAUCGACUACGGUGCACAGUAUCAACUACGGGGUGCAGUACCAACUACCGUGUGCAGCAUCGACUACGGUGUGCAGUAUCGACUACGAUGUGCAGUAUCAACUACCGUGUGCAGUAUCGACUACGGUGUGACUACGGUGUACAGUAUCAACUACGGUGUACAGUAUCGACUACGGUGUACAGUAUCGACUACGGUGUACAGUAUCGACUACCGUGUGCAGUAUCAACUACGGUGUGCAGUAUCAACUACCGUGUGCAGUAUCGACUACGGUGUACAGUAUCGACUACGGUGUGCAGUAUCGACUACGGUGUGCAGUAUCGACUACGGUGUGCAGUAUCAACUACCGUGUGCAGUAUCAACUACCGUGUGCAGUAUCGACUACGGUGUACAGUAUCAACUACGGGGUGCAGUACCAACUACCGUGUGCAGUAUCAACUACCGUGUGCAGUAUCGACUACGAUGUGCAGUAUCAACUACCGUGUGCAGUAUCAACUACGGUGUGCAGUAUCAACUACCGUGUGCAGCAUCGACUACGGUUAUCGACUACGGUGUACAGUAUCGACUACGGUGUACAGUAUCGACUACCGUGUGCAGUAUCAACUACGGUGUGCAGUAUCGACUACCGUGUGCAGUAUCGACUACGGUGUACAGUAUCGACUACGGUGUGCAGUAUCAACUACGGUGUGCAGUAUCGACUACGGUGUGCAGUAUCGACUACGGUGUGCAGUAUCAACUACCGUGUGCAGUAUCAACUACCGUGUGCAGUAUCGACUACGGUGUACAGUAUCAACUACGGGGUGCAGUACCAACUACCGUGUGCAGUAUCGACUGCGGUGUACAGUAUCAACUACGGUGUGCAGUAUCAACUACCGUGUGCAGUAUCGACUACGGUGUACAGUAUCGACUACGGUGUACAGUAUCGACUACGGUGUGCAGUAUCAACUACCGUGUGCAGUAUCGACUACGGUGUGCAGUAUCAACUACCGUGUGCAGUAUCGACUACGGUGUACAGUAUCAACUACGGUGUACAGUAUCAACUACGGUGUGCAGUAUCAACUACCGUGUACAGUAUCAACUACGGUGUGCAGUAUCAACUACGGUGUACAGUAUCAACUACGGUGUGCAGUAUCAACUACGGUGUACAGUAUCAACUACGGUGUGCAGUAUCAACUACCGUGUGCAGUAUCGACUACGGUGUGCAGUAUCAACUACGGUGUGCAGUAUCAACUACCGUGUGCAGUAUCGACUACGGUGUGCAGUAUCAACUACCGUGUGCAGUAUCGACUACGGUGUGCAGUAUCAACUAUCGUGUGCAGUAUCGACUACGGUGUACAGUAUCGACUACGGUGUGCAGUAUCAACUACCGUGUACAGUAUCAACUACCGUGUGCAGUAUCGACUACUGUGUGCAGUAUCGACUCAACCUGCUCAAUCCCAGUGAUGUGGGUAGCAGCACACCAAAUAACAUCUAA